CACAUCCGGCCGCUGUCCACCACUAAGUCAGCGCUGCUCAGCCGGCCUGCAGAGUGUGCUACACUUUCGACGGCCAGCCGUGAUGUUAUGUAAAGAUGGCUGGUCCGUCCGCGCCGCCGCGCUCUGCCUCCUCUCCCGUGUGCUCUGUACAUUUUCUUUGUCCCGGGUGCUGGUCGCUGGACGUGUCUUUCGUUUCUUUCGCACCGAGGCAUGAGUCCUUCCCUUUACCUUUAGUGGCUGCUUGAAACCGCCAGCAUGGAUACAUUUUCUUCGUGGUUUGCUUCCUUUGCGUCAUGUUGCGGCUCGCGCGAGAGAUCUGGGUCGGGUGACUCUGGUCGUCGCCUUAUCUCGAACCGUACGCCAAACCUCUCAGGUUCCGAGAGGAAUAUCGUUGUCUUGCGGGACCAACCCGCCAUCAUCCCCAGGCCAUCGGCAGACCCGGCGUGGUCGAGCGAGAGGACGUACGAAAAGACGCUCGACAGGGAGGCAGAGCGGACACGGUUACGGAGGCCGGCGAGUCGCGACAGCUCCGUGAGGAAGCACUUGUUUUCGAGGUCGUCGUCCUCGGUGCGCCGGCUGCAAAUAUCAGGGCCAACAGAUUUCCGUCACCUACAAUCCGAGUCAUUCCAAUUUCCUCCGCAGCAGCCUACGGAGCAGUCUAGGCCACGUCCCCGCUCAUUCCGGCCGAUCGAGCUCAGCAUCUACCAGCCGGACAACCGGUUGUCGGCCAUCCUUCCGCAUGUUGACUGCGAGAUUACACAACCGCCCCGGGUGUACACGGGGAACAGCUCCAAGUGGGACGCCAGCAGCGGCACGACGCUCGCAACCGAGCGUGGCCACCACCAAACCAUGUCGUUCCACAUCCCGCGGAAGCACCGCCGGCAGGAGUCCGGCAUGUCCGACGCCAGUAUGAGCCCGCCGAGGAUACCGCCCAAGUCGAGGGCGCGUGCCUCGACGGCCCCUAAUACGGAGCGCAUCGUCGCGCGGAUCGCCAGCGCCAUGAUCGAGAAGGAGAGGUUGCAGGCUGAAAUCAACUCGGUGGUGCAGCGGCAGAGCACCUACUUUGGCAACCGGCCGUUGACCGCCUUUGACAUGGGGGCGCUCGAACCGAUGCCAUCCAUCCCGGCGCUGCCGGCGGCCGCCCCGUCCUUUGCCCAGCGUCUCAGCCUAGACGACCGCCCUCGCACCGCGCCGUCGCGCGUUACCAGCAUGACGGUGCAAGAAAAGACGCUAGAACUCACCGCCGCUGCGCAGUCCAACACCCCCCAACCCACCUACACCGCCGCCCGGCGCGCCAGCUCUCCCGAGAAGGGUUCCGAGCGCCUCGAACGCCCCCUCGCGCCACCCCUCCCCUUAGUCCUGCGCCCGCCCCUCCGCAAGAAGAAAUCCUUCUCCCGCGUGUCCCACUGGCUCUUCAACCCCGACGAAGAGGACGAGAACCUGCAGAGCGCCGCCGACGACACCACCCCGACCACCAUGACGUUCGGCACCACCACCGCCGCCACAACCACCACCACCACCUCCCCGCGGCCGGUCAAGGAAUCCGACGGCUUCUACCAGUGCGUGGCGCCGCCCGAGGGCCUGCCGCGCACCAGCAUGGAGACCUCGUCGUCCGUGUACACGUGGGAGACGGGCGGCGAUGAUGAUGACGGUGAUGGUGAUGAGAGCGGCAGCGAUGGGGGUGCCAAGACGCUCCCCACUACGACUACCGCGUGGUCCCCCGACCAGACGCCCAAGCAGGGCUCGUCGACGAGGCAUACCACGCCGGUGAUUGGGUUUAACAAGGCCGAGUUUGAGAAGGAGAUUGCUGCCGGCGGUGGGGCUGGGGUUGGCGCUGAGGGGUUGGGCGUGGUGAGCCCGUAUCCGAGCCCGCCCGCGCCUCGGCCGAUGAGCGUGGGUGUUGCGUUUUGAAGAGGCGGAUAUCCUUUUUACUUUUUCUUUUGUUUCACCUAGGGUAUUGAUACCCUUCCUUACCUUUGUAUCUGUAUGGAAACUCGGGAUGGAUUGAUGGAUAGAGCGGUGGGAUGGGUUGGGUUGGG
Molecule: messenger RNA, 2039 nt
Organism: Chaetomium fimeti
Lineage: Eukaryota; Fungi; Ascomycota; Sordariomycetes; Sordariales; Chaetomiaceae
Exons: 2
Coding region: 256-1911 (551 amino acids)
Source: RefSeq, a predicted model, not a curated record